Molecule: messenger RNA, 396 nt
Organism: Fragaria vesca subsp. vesca
Lineage: Eukaryota; Viridiplantae; Streptophyta; Magnoliopsida; Rosales; Rosaceae
Product: oleosin 5-like
Exons: 1
Coding region: 1-396 (131 amino acids)
Biological process (GO): lipid storage
Cellular component (GO): monolayer-surrounded lipid storage body; membrane
Source: RefSeq, a predicted model, not a curated record
AUGGAGGGUCGACAUCAACAACAGGGUCAGGGCAUUGGUCUGGUUCAGGGUCGGCAUCAACAGCAGGCAUCUGGCACCGUGGUGGUUGUGGCAUCCGUCACUGGCUUAGCCAUUGGAGGGUCACUUCUUGGCUUGAUGGGGUUCAGCUUCUUGGCAUCAUUGACACUACUACUCUUCAUCUCCCCACUCUUGUUGAUCUUCAGUCCUCUCCUGUUGUUCACUGCGUUUGUGUUUGUGGGAUCACUUGCCGGGUUUGCUGCAGCUGCCACCAUGGCUCUCACCGGCAUGUCUGCUCUGGGGUGGAUUUAUCAGGAGGUUGGAGGCCAGAGGCUUCUGGGUUUUGGCGGCGUCGAUACGGCAAGUAGAGUGAAGGAGCAAGGGAGACUGACAAUAUGA